CCUCUAGGCGCCGGGACAGCUAUGGCCGCCGCCGCAGUGGCGUUUCGCUCCGUGAGUCGAGCGCAGCCCGCCUCACGCUGUCGGCACGUUAAGCUGCUAUGGGCGCCGCGGCGGGGGCACCGGCUUUCGCCCGCCGAUGACGAGCUGUACCAGCGCACGCACGUCUCUCUGCUGAAGCAGGACCUCCCCCACGCCAUGUACAUCGACAGCUACAGCAGCCGCGGCUUCGUGGUCAACGGAAACCGCGUGUUGGGGCCUUGCGCGCUGCUCCCGCACUCGGUGGUGCAGUGGAACGUGGGAUCCCACCAGGAUAUCACCGAAGAGAGCUUCUCCCUCUUCUGGAUGCUGGAGCCCAAGAUAGAGAUUGUUGUGGUGGGCACCGGAAACAAGACCGAGCGGCUCCACUCCCAGGUACUACGGGCCAUGAGGCAACGGGGCAUCGCUGUGGAAGUGCAGGACACGCCCAAUGCCUGUGCCACUUUCAACUUCCUGUGCCAUGAAGGCCGAGUGACAGGAGCUGCUCUUAUUCCCCCUCCUGGAGAGACUUCACUCAUGAAUCUUGGCCAGGCCGCAGAAUGACCUACUGGGACUGGAGUCUGGACAGCGCGCACUGCUCCCAGUGCUUAGCACUUUUUGUCCUUUGACGCUUGAAGACUUGUCAUCCUUGCCCAUAAUAAUAAUUUAUACAACUCUCCCAUUUCGAAUCA
Molecule: messenger RNA, 707 nt
Organism: Jaculus jaculus (lesser Egyptian jerboa)
Lineage: Eukaryota; Metazoa; Chordata; Mammalia; Rodentia; Dipodidae
Gene: Ndufaf3
Product: NADH:ubiquinone oxidoreductase complex assembly factor 3
Exons: 5
Coding region: 22-579 (185 amino acids)
Biological process (GO): mitochondrial respiratory chain complex I assembly
Cellular component (GO): mitochondrial inner membrane
Source: RefSeq, a predicted model, not a curated record